AAUCAUCAAAUAACAUGGCAGACAAGAAAGAAGUCGAUGUAUAUUCCUCCUUUGAACAGAGAUUUAACUGCCUAAUCUGUUGGUCUCCAAGAUUACGAAUGGUAUUUGGGUUAUGCCAACAUCGUUUGUGUGAAAAUUGCCUUUAUAACUCGUYUGGGAUACGAAGAAUUGGACUCGAAAAAUGUCCGACAUGUCAAAUGGAUUCGGCUUUUCCGUUGUUUAAGCCAAGCAUUCCCGAAGACAACAUUGCCAUUCAACGUCAGUUAGGUGUUGUUGAGUGUUCUAACAGUGGCUGUGAAGCGGAGAUGUGGAUUUGGGAGCUUGACAAUCAUUUGAGCGAAUGCGGCUUCUCUAGAGUGAAGUCAGAGCAAGAACAAACUCCAAAGAAGAAGAAAACGAAGUAUUCACCGGCAAAAACUCGAAGCAGUGGGUACAAUUUAAGGAAUACAAAUAAGAGAUACUCCCCAGGAAAAUACGACAAUAUGGUCAGAACAAGAUCAUCAAAGAGGAAACUCAACUCAAUAUGAACUGUAAGCUUAAUAAGCUUUAAAUACUAAUGAAACAAUAUGCWAAUUAUGUUAAAACAUAGUUAUUGAGACUUUCUACUUAUCACGAGAACAUCUAGAAAGUCAAAAUGUACAGCAGAUAUAUAUAAAUUGGAGUCUUCAAUGCAGCCAGAAUCUUCUUGGUAGAGUUGUCAUGUUAUACAACAUUAAAUGGGAUUUGUCCCGAGAAGAUUAUGAUGAAAUGAUAAUAAAUAAUAAUUAUUAUAUAAAAUCUGUAAAUAUAUUUAAUGUUACUUUGAUGUAUUAAUUUGGUGGUGACUUUGAUUGUUGAAGGUUUACCACAUUUGUCUCUAAUUCAGACAAAAUACAAUUUUUCU
Exaiptasia diaphana is the source of this 883-nucleotide messenger RNA. RefSeq names its product TNF receptor-associated factor 6. The transcript has 2 exons. Lineage: Eukaryota; Metazoa; Cnidaria; Anthozoa; Actiniaria; Aiptasiidae. The coding region runs from base 15 to 527 and encodes 170 amino acids. The record is from RefSeq and is a predicted model, not a curated record.